Drosophila erecta is the source of this 2758-nucleotide messenger RNA. RefSeq names its product twinkle protein, mitochondrial (gene mtDNA-helicase). The transcript is spliced from 7 exons. Lineage: Eukaryota; Metazoa; Arthropoda; Insecta; Diptera; Drosophilidae. Bases 821 to 2662 code for a protein of 613 amino acids. Gene Ontology annotation, cellular component: mitochondrion. Gene Ontology annotation, molecular function: 5'-3' DNA helicase activity; ATP binding; single-stranded DNA binding. The record is from RefSeq and is a predicted model, not a curated record. Gene Ontology annotation, biological process: mitochondrial DNA replication.
UCGAUAGUUUGCCGCCAUCUUUGCACUGAAUUUUUCUUUCCACGUGCGACGACGAAACUCGCUCAUUUCAUUUCAAGACUCAGAAUGUGAACAACAACGGAAACUUCAAGCAUUUGGCUAAAUCAAGAUACGUGCAUUCCACGUGCAUGUGAGACACCUCGGGACAACAUGUGAGCCCGUUGAGACACCUUGGGCAAUGAGCCCUCUUAAACACCAUUUCUGCAUUGAAGAUUUUACUUUCCGGUUUGAGGUUAUGUAGGGGUCCAGCUGCAGCAAGCACAUGGAUAAUCACCCUUAAAGAUCAACUCAGGAAUGUGGUGACAACGGAAGCGAAAAAUAACUGAGCUUUUGCAUUCGACUGCUUAAGAAUGACGUUGACAGACUUGCACAGAAUAAUUGGAAAUUUUUAUGCACACAUCUAAUAAAAUCAAAUCAUCGAAAAUUAUAUUCAUUGUUUAUUGUUAUUGGGAGUUAAUUGAGUUUAGGCAACAAUUAAAAUCUUUAGUAAUUGACCAUUUGGUAAAGUAGCGUUGCGCCUAAAACUUUUUAAAAUUAUGCUUUCUAAUUCGCUUUUUACUGGGCUUGAAGAUGCUAUUCGAACCAUUUAGCAUAAUUGUGAGCGCACUGUGCGACAGUAAUGAGGCUGAAAAUAAGAUCAAUAUUAUUAUGAGAAUAAAGUAAUAUGGAAAGUUAUUCAACCCCCUGAACGAGUGUAAACUUAUUUAAAUGAUUUAAUAGUGAGUAAACGAGUUCAAAAGUUGCGCACCCAAUUGUCAUCUCUAUUUUCCAAUCCCUACAUUCGAUAUCGAUAACAUGGAAAAUGAGACGCGCCGGUUUAAUCAAACCGCUGUUGCGUAUAAGUAGCGAAAAUCACCGUGUUUGGAGAAAAAACUACGCCACACAAAAGGAUUCCGGCUUGGCGGAGUGCUCACUGGACCCCAAGGAAUAUGUGGACCUCAAGCGUCAACUGCGGCAACUCAACUUGCCCCACAAAGACGGACACACGUGUUUGCAGCUGGAGUGUCGCCUCUGCGACCGCAACAGGCAGCCGGUGACAAACGCCCAAAAGGGCACUGAUCAUGGGCUGCUGGCUUACGUAAACAAGCGGACGGGAGCCUUUAUCUGCCCAAACUGCGACGUAAAAACCUCACUAGGCAGUGCUUUGUUAUCCUAUCAGUUGCCCAAGCCGGUUGGUUAUAAGCAACCGCUGCAAAGGCAGCCGCUCUAUGAAUCCCGAUUUCCCCACCUUGCCGAUGUCACUCCCGAGGCCUGUGCAGCUCUGGGGAUCAAAGGCUUGAAGGAGGACCAACUAAAUGCCAUUGGAGCACAAUGGGAGCCGCAGCAACAGCUGCUCCAUUUCAAGUUACGCAAUGCCGCGCAAGUGGUAGUGGGAGAAAAGGUGUUAUAUCUGUGCGAUCAACGGGAGGAGGUCUACCAGAGCAGCUCCAGCUCCGGGCUGCUGAUCCACGGUGCGACGAACAAAACCAAAGCGGUUCUAGUCAGCAAUCUACUGGACUUUAUUGUCCUUGCCACUCAGAAUAUUGAAACGCAUUGCGUUGUAUGCCUGCCCUACGAAUUGAAGACACUACCACAGGAGUGUCUGCCCGCUUUGGAACGCUUUAAGGAGCUCAUCUUUUGGUUGCACUACGAUGCUAGUCACAGCUGGGAUGCAGCUAGAGCUUUUGCGUUAAAGUUGGACGAAAGGCGAUGCCUGUUGAUCCGACCCACCGAAACGGAACCUGCUCCUCAUUUGGCUCUGCGCCGACGCCUUAAUUUGCGCCACAUUCUGGCCAAAGCGACACCAGUGCAGCACAAGGCCAUCACAACAUUUGGAGCGAUGCGAAAUGACAUUCUGAGCGAGUUGCAAAACAUCGAGAAGGUCAAUGGAGUAAUGUGGAAGCGCUUUCCAGUUCUGAACAAACUGCUCAAAGGCCAUCGGAGGGGAGAGUUGACUAUCUUAACAGGACCCACGGGCUGUGGAAAGACAACCUUUAUGAGCGAGUAUUCCCUUGAUCUGGCCAUGCAGGGCAUAAACACGCUGUGGGGCUCUUUCGAGAUCCGAAACACACGGCUGGCGGCCACUCUGCUUCGCCAGUAUGUAGGCUACCCGUUGGACGACCGGUUGCAGGAGUUUAACCAUUGGGCAGCGGAGUUUGAGCGUUUGCCGCUAUACUUUAUGACCUUCCACGGACAGCAGCCUCUCAAGCCAGUUCUGGAAGCCAUCGAGCAUGCGUCUUAUGUUCACGACGUGAUGCACGUGAUCAUCGACAACCUGCAGUUUAUGAUGGGCAUCUCCACAUAUCGAGGCGAUAAGUUCUGGGAGCAGGACUCCAUUAUAGCAGCCUUUCGCUCCUUUGCCACCAAGUACAAUGUCCACGUGACGCUCGUAAUGCAUCCACGCAAGGAGCGGCAAGAGGACGAGCUGACCACCAGCUCCGUUUUCGGAACAGCAAAAGCCACCCAAGAAGCGGACAACGUGCUGAUCAUACAAGACAAGAGGCUGACUUCUGUGCGGGGCAAAAAGUAUCUCCAGAUUGCCAAGAAUCGCUAUUCCGGUGACCUAGGCAUUAUGCCACUGGAAUUCGACAAAGAUGCUCUGAGCUACUCCUCCCAGAUCCAAAAUGCUAAGCGAAAGCGGGAAAAGACGCCAACCGAGAACUGACUUAUUAAGGCAUUUGUUGUACUAUACGAUGUAAUUAUUAUGUUGUCUAUGGCUAGUUUAGUCUAAGUGAAUCCUUUGAUAAACUGCAUCACGUUG